AUGUCACUCCGCAUCACACCCGCGCCCUCCAACCCCAAGAGCACGUCCGCCACGCUGGGCGCUCCGUCAGCCCCCGGCGUCCAUGACACUCUUCGUUCCAACCUUGGUCUGACCGCUACCUCCGCCGCUGCGUCGUCGUCCAACACUCCUGAGCCUCAGCUUCAGUCGUCGCACCCUCUUGAAGCUCGUCUGGCCAAGUGGCGCGCCACGCAGGAUGCCUUGAAGAUGGAGGGUCUGCGCCGCACCUUCGGUAUGGGUGAGCCUAUCAGACGUGGUAUGGAACUCAAGCUAGCGGCUGCCGGUGAAUGGAGGCCUGCUGCUCUAGGCGGUGCUAGCAACGUCCACGGUGAUAUUCUCUCUGGUCGUGACACCGAGAUUGGUUGGGAGGACGUCUACAAGGGAGACGAUCUCCGCGAGGCGCCGGACUUCCAUACUGAGAUGGAAGCACGCAUGAAGAUGAACUGGUAA
Molecule: messenger RNA, 468 nt
Organism: Diplodia corticola
Lineage: Eukaryota; Fungi; Ascomycota; Dothideomycetes; Botryosphaeriales; Botryosphaeriaceae
Product: proteasome maturation factor ump1
Exons: 3
Coding region: 1-468 (155 amino acids)
Biological process (GO): proteasome assembly
Cellular component (GO): nucleus; cytoplasm
Source: RefSeq, a predicted model, not a curated record